CUUGCUCAUGACAUUAAGCAUGACAAUGUGGCGUCUUUUUAUGAAUGGUAUGAGACUAGCAACCAUUUGUGGCUGGUGGUGGAGAUGUGCACAGGUGGAUCCCUGGCAGCGCUGGUUGCUCAAGAUGAGUGCCUGUCUGAAGAAGUAGUGCGAGAGUUUUCCAUCGACUUGAUGAAAGGUCUUAAAUACAUCCACGACUCUGGCAUUGUUGUCUCGGAUCUCACACCUGCAAAGAUUUUGUUGGAUGGACCAGGAACUCUGAAGUACUCUAAUUUCUGCCUGGCCAAGGCUCAAGGAGAAUGUCUGGAGGAGUUCUUCUCUCUUGUGAUGGCAGAGGAGAUGGGAGCUGGAGACAGCAAGGAGAAUAUUAUCUCUCCACAAAACAUCAAGAACAGAAUUAAAGGUUCUCCUGUGUAUUGUGCUCCUGAGGUGCUGAGAGGAGCAGACACCAGUGUCUGCAGUGACCUGUGGGCUUUAGGCUGCAUCCUAUAUGAGAUGUUCACAGGAAAACCACCCUUUGUCUCUGAGAGUAUGACCGGACUAGCUGAUCUCAUUUUAAAUGAAGGUCCUCCACCCCUAAGACAAAAAGAACCUGCUUUCUCACAGCCCAGUCCAGAGUUUGAGAGCCUAGUAAUGGGUUUACUUCAGAAAGACCCUGUGAAAAGGUUAAGCUGGGACCCUUUAUUAUCUCACCCGUUCUGGAGGGAAGCAUUUUCAGAGACAUGCAUCACUGUGGAAAAAGAGCAAGAUGAUGUCUCACCAAUGUCCAGGUAUAUUUGA
This is a messenger RNA of Sinocyclocheilus grahami, 780 nucleotides long. Its product is annotated as serine/threonine-protein kinase ULK4-like. The transcript is spliced from 7 exons. Lineage: Eukaryota; Metazoa; Chordata; Actinopteri; Cypriniformes; Cyprinidae. Gene Ontology annotation, biological process: protein phosphorylation. Bases 85 to 780 code for a protein of 231 amino acids. The record is from RefSeq and is a predicted model, not a curated record. Gene Ontology annotation, molecular function: protein kinase activity; ATP binding.